AUGUUGGAUUUGUGGUAUCAAGAGACCGGGCAGCUCUUCCGGCUCCACCGGGAGCCUUGCGCCUCCCAGGAAAAGCUUCACUGGGGAGGGCGGGGCCGCGGCGCGGGGCGGGUUCUGGCGGCCCGGGUGUCACACACGCGGCGGUUCGGGAGGCGGCGGCAGCGGCAGCGGCAGCGGCAGGCGCCGCCGGGACGGGCACGGGCGCGCGGCUCGGGGGGGCGCCGGCUGCCUCCCUCCGUCGCUCGCUCGCUCUCCCUCCUGCUUGCUCGCCGGCUGCGGGGCCGGGCUCUCUCCCAGCGCUCUCGGGAAGGAAGAAGGGGGGCCAAAGACGCCGACAAGUUCCCGCAGCAGCCGCAGAUCCCGGCCCAGGCGGAGGCUGCGGCUCAGACGGGGCAGGAGAGCGCUCCGCGGCGGAGCGCACGGCCAGAGCGUCCCAGGCGGGGGGCGCCCGGGCCUUUCGCUCUCCGCGGGGCCGCGGUCCGGGAUCCCAUGAGACGCGCCCGUGAGGGGCGAGAGAUCCGAAGCCCGGGCGGCGAGAGGCAGAGGCGGAGGGCGGUGCUGCAGCUGCUGGAAGCCGGGAUCGGCCGGCAGGAGGCGGCGGAGAGAACUUGA
Molecule: messenger RNA, 612 nt
Organism: Neomonachus schauinslandi (Hawaiian monk seal)
Lineage: Eukaryota; Metazoa; Chordata; Mammalia; Carnivora; Phocidae
Exons: 3
Coding region: 1-612 (203 amino acids)
Source: RefSeq, a predicted model, not a curated record